CUACAUUCAUAUCCAAGAGGAAGUAUUUUCUGGACAAGUAAUCAAACACCUUUGAGACAUAGAGCCCUUUUUCUAGUCUGUUUUGCAAACCGACCCCAAGGUAGGAUAUGUUCUUUUUUUUUUUUUUUAAUGUUAAAAAAAACCGAAGGAAGGAGACAAUUUCUUUAAAUAAAUUAUUUUCUUGAACAUUGCGACUCCCAGACCGCCUAACUCCUCCUGUUCUUCUAUUCAUCACCCCACUCCCCCAUCGAGUGAAAGGAAGCUGGGGGGACUUUGUCGAUUGGGCUACGAAAGGCACCGGGGGAAGAGAAGAGAAGAGCUCGAGUUAAAUCAAUAAGGGAUUAAGGUAAUGUGAGACACUUAAUGGUCAAUAUUCUAGCUCAAUGCCAUUGAAUUUGUCCUCUUUAAUAUUAGUUAUAGAAUUGGGGGAAAUACUUGGGAGUUUGAAAUUGAAAGUUUAAGUCGGGUGAUAUAGUUAGGUUAGGCUCGAUCCUCUUUGUAAUCUAAUGUCUAUUGCUGCUGUAUUUGGUUCGGUUAUGCGGUAAUGAUCUCGUAUAGAUUGAUUGACCUGGAAAAGACACGUCUAUGGAUGAAACAAAGGUAAAGAAAGAACAAGGGGAAAGAGGGAUAAUAGCCGAUUGUUUUUAUUCUGUUAUUUUUUAUUAACAAUGAUACUGUCUUGCAUGUUGAAAGUGUUGAUUUCUAAUUGUCUUGUUGCUAUUAAAUACACUAGACUAGUUCUUAGCAUGAGGGGAAAAGAAAAUUUGAACGAGGGUGAUGAUGUUUCCGUGUUGCUGUUAUGAUUGAAUGGGGAAAAUGGGAAAUGGUAAAGCCUAGUAUGCAAUGAAAUUAAUUCUUGGGUUGGCUACAACUUCUAGUUUUUUUUUAUGGAACAUGGAAAAUGAAUCAUGGAUGAUUUGGAUGUCAUGGUUUGGUUUAGAAAUGAUUGCAUGAGAUUGGAUUGCAUAAUGUGUUCUGAAAAUGCAAAAAACAGAUUCGAGCCCCCUGUUGAAUGACUUGUUUCUCCCAUUUCCCGAAUCAUUUUCUUACGGAUUUCUUUAUAUGAUUCUUUUUUAUGCUCAAUCUAGUUUAAUGUGGUUUUUACGGAUGGUGAAACGGACUCCUGGUUUGUCAAGAAAUGUUAUUUAAACAUGACAUGUUCAUUGCUGAAAAUGCAGAAAAAUUAGACCAGAUUCCUUUUUUUUUUUUCUAAGAAAAGGUACAUGUAUAUUAGUUAAAAAGAAGUACCUAAACUAUUACAAUUCAUUCUAUUGAAUGCUAAAUUAUGUAAUUCUACUACAUCUUGUCUACUCUAAUCAGAGAGCAAGACUGAAAAACUGAAAUAGUAGUAAUUAACAAAGACACCACCUCCUUCUAUUAACAGGCCUAGUUCUCUUGGGUCUUGAACUCUUUUCCAGAAUUUCUUUUCAGAAAAAUCUUUCUCAUUUAGUGUAGUUUAAUGUAGUUUUUAUGAAUUAUUAAACGGACUUACAGUUUGUCCAGAAAUCGAGUUUGAACAUGACUUGUCAGUCGCUGAAAAUCUUUAACUUUCCGUCAGAAAAUCUGAUCUGAGCCACUGUUUUCAGGGACUUAUUUCUUAUGAUUUUUAUACUUCCUUCUAUGAUUACCUGUGGUAAAACUCUUCUCUGGUUAUCCUAGUUUACUAUCGUUCUGUCGGCUUGUUAAAAGGAUUAGUGAUUUGCUCAAAAAUGUUCUUUGAAUAUGUUCACUCAGUCACCAUUGUUCUGAAAAUUCAGAAUUGAGAAUUUGAAAGGCUAACUUUGAAGUGUCCAUUCUCCUUGACUCUAAAUCCUUUCCUAAUGAGAGUUCAUUACUUCCCUUCUCUAUUGUUUGGCAUCUUCUCCUCCAUCAUGUAGGUACCAAUAGAAAAGAGGAAAUUGGAGGGACUAGCAAGAUUAACGUAUGAAAUUCUAGGUACCAAUUUUGAAUAAUUAGCAAGCAAGAGGGACUCAAACGACGCCGUUUUUCUUGUGAACUCCCUUCACUUGGACAAACGAAUCUUCUUCCCUCAUUCCGAGUUCAGACACAAUCAUUCCACUGGAACAAAGCUGCCCUGCUCCCCCAGAAUUUUCUGCAAGUGAUAAAGGGUUUUCUAUCAUCUCCCACUUUUUGCAAUUUUCACUUGGUUUCUUUGCUGUUUUUGUUGUGCAUUUUAUUUCAACUUUGUUUUAGAAAAGAAAAGAGAAUCGAUCCUUGCUUAAUCUUAGGUUGUUUGUGAUCUGGUCUUUGAAUGGUCUCCACUAUCCACAUUAGAUUAGGUUAAGCUUAUGUUUAGCGGCUUCAGAGACUAUAGCUUCUAUGUAAGAAAAUAACUCGUAUAAAAAGUUGGAACUUUAGGAAUGAUUUCUGAUUUGCUUCUUGUUUUAGCUUAACAUUUGGGCUUCCAAUUCAGGCUCCUUGUUAACCAGUGAUAAUUUUGUUUUGGUGCUAAAAAUACAUGCGGUUAAUGUUGCUAUAUGAAGGUUUUUGAAUCAGAUUCUAGUAGUUUUGCUGGUUGAUCAUGGCAAUUAUGGGGGCAAAUCCAAAACAACAAGAUCUUUUGUCAUUCCUAUAAAUUGCUCCUUGCUGAUAUUCAUGUUCAAUCUGGGUGGCUUUUACGUUGUUGGUUGCACAUUCUGAGUUUCUAUUUUCCCAGUCUGUCAUUGUUUAUUAGAUGGGUAGUUAAGACUCAUGGUUAUGUUGUUAUGUGUAUGAAUUGUUUGAUAAAAGGCCUUAUAAAAGCAUUAUGCCUUGUUGUGUUUCUUUUGGUUCGUUCAAAAUAAUAAUAGGCUGAUUGCUAUAUGUGUCCCACAAUCUUCAAAGAUGACUCUCAUGGUUCUUUUUCAGUCAGUUGUUCUACAACACAGCGGAUAUAAUGUGGUUCCGUUAUUUGAAAUUUUGAGCAAACUACUGUUUUCUGAACAUGCACAUAUGCAAUGAUCAAAGCAUGGAUCUUUUAUGUAAUGCUGCCACUGAAAUCAACCAGCUUUGUUGCUGCUCAGUCAAAUUUGUGUGUUACAUCAAUUUUCCCUUUCUUUAUAUGCAUUUACAGCUAUGUUGAUUGCCUGAAAUGACAGUAAAUUUUUUAAUUUUUCUGGCAGUAACUCUGUAGAUUUGAUAUGGCGAUGAGAAAUCUGAAAAUAAAGACAUCAACAUGCAAACGUAUAGUGAAGGAGCUCCAUUCCUAUGAGAAAGAGGUGGAGAGGGAAGCUGCCAAGGUUGCUGAAAUGAAGGAUAAAGGCGCUGACCCCUAUGAUCUCAAACAACAGGAAAAUGUGCUUGCUGAGUCUAGGAUGAUGGUUCCUGAUUGUCACCGACGGCUUGAAGCGGCACUGGCUGACCUAAAAUCAGUUCUGGGCGAGGUGGAAGAUCCAGACCAAGCGGAAGGUGCUGAAGUUGACGAAGCACGGAAAGUAAUUGCCGAGGUCGAGCAGUUAUUCCAACCAGACGACUAAAAAAACAUUUCUUUUGCAACUUUAGCAAACCGGACAGGUUCUGUACUAUUUAGCUUUCAAUCAUUGCAGUUUCCUGAUUAUUGCAAGAAUUGUGGAUUUUUAUGCAAAUUUAUGUAAGAUUUGGUUUCCAUUAGUACGUGCAAAAACCAUCAGUUUCUUUCAGCUAUUAUUUUAUUGAGGUUGAAUAUUAUUACUCCCAAGAUGAUAUUCUUCCAACCUUACAACCCGCAGUAAACCCUCUGGAUCAAUCCUGCAAUGAAACCUCUUUCUGAAAGGAAAAACAACUCCAAAUCACCAUUCUUCACGAGACAUAGAGAAAACAAACUACGCAGUUGAUAAAAUCUUCUACAUUACAUGACCAGAAGGAAUGGUUUUGCCAGAAUCAAAAACCACGCUUCAUUCAGCACUUCACUCUUGAAAUGAAUGGCUCUUCUGGAUGAUGAUGAUGAUGAUGAAUUUUCAUUAUAUUUGUUGCUGACAAAUCUGUCAUGGCCAUUGCCGCCAUUACUAGGAUCGGCACUACUCCAAAAUAUCCUUCUUUCUUACAUUCAUAGUUGAGACCUUUUUCUUUCCAAAUGAAUGCGGUUUUAUCAAUUGAGUGAAAAGAGAGUAUCACUCAACCCAAUUGAUUUGAGUCAUCCAUUUUUUGGAUAAUAAAUCUGAAUUCAUUGCUAGCUGAAUCUAAUGGAACCUAUUGAAAGAGAAGAAUGGCAACAGUUUAGCAGCCAUUAAUCAUUCACUAACAUUUGGUUAGAACUUAGAAUAAUU
This is a messenger RNA of Oldenlandia corymbosa var. corymbosa, 4223 nucleotides long. The record is from the annotation of a GenBank genome assembly. Lineage: Eukaryota; Viridiplantae; Streptophyta; Magnoliopsida; Gentianales; Rubiaceae.